Molecule: messenger RNA, 2724 nt
Organism: Athalia rosae (coleseed sawfly)
Lineage: Eukaryota; Metazoa; Arthropoda; Insecta; Hymenoptera; Athaliidae
Product: DDB1- and CUL4-associated factor 8
Exons: 13
Coding region: 175-2379 (734 amino acids)
Cellular component (GO): Cul4-RING E3 ubiquitin ligase complex; cytoplasm
Molecular function (GO): protein binding
Source: RefSeq, a predicted model, not a curated record
UUUUCUAAUAUGAUAUAUGUAUACAAUCAUAUUUUUGAAACGUAUAUGCAGUUUUUUUAUUCAUCAUUCGUAAACUGUUCCCAAAUACUGUCGCGCUAUCGUAAUUAAGUCUAACCAUAGAAAUUUGCUUCAUUUCACGGCGUGGACGACAAUAUAUGGUGAACGAUUGCAGUAAUGGAUCAUGAAGAUGAAGAUAAAAUUACGGAGCAACAGACAAAACCAGUAAAGGAUCUGGAAAGUGAAACCGAAAUCUUUGAGACUGACAAAAUUGAAACAAAAAAUGGAAAAGAUGCAGGUAGUUUACAAAACACAGUAAGACCCCAGAACUCUGACAACAAUAUUGCAAGAAAUGGGGACAGCGGCACAUCAAAUUCUUCAGAAAUGAUAAAGAGUCCCACUGAAAAGUCAGUAAAGCAGGUUGAGAUGGGCGAUUUGCAGGAAGUUUGUUCGGCAUCAAGGGAAAACAAAACAAAGAGUGGAAAGUCAAAGAGAGGAAUUUCAGAAGGCCAAGUGGGUGAUCAUAGUAAAAUUUCUAUGGAAGAGUCCAAGAGCAGUUUGGACGCAGACUCUAGUAAACGUCAAAAGACAGAAGAAACUGCAAAUGGAUCAUUGGAUGCUGUAAAUGAAGACCAGGUUCCAUUAAAGUUUCAUAAGUUGAAAUCUAAAGUUAGAAAUCGAAACUACCGUGGCAAACAAAACCUACCAGAUGAAGCUACAGAUAAUUCUGAUGAAAUCGUUGCUAGCGAAUCUACUGGAGAAGAUAUGGACACUGGUAAUGUUGACGAUGCCACUAAUAGUGAAGAUUCAACAGCAAUAUCUAAUGAAGGUUUGAAUCUGGAUGCAGGUGAAGUUGAAAAUAGAGGAAGUAGAGAAGAAAACAGUGAGGAAUUAGGGGAGAAUAGCGAAGAAGAAGAAAAUGGCAAUGAUGGGGGUGAUGAUGACUCUGACGAAUGGACUUCAGCUAGCGACAAUGAUUCAGUAGAGCCAGAUCUUGAGGUGCUGUCUAAAGAAAAGCCUAAGCCCCAAUGGUUUAUUGUUCCUGAACUUAUAAAUCGCCAACUGGGAUCUAAUGCGUUGUUUCAGAGAAGAUUUUAUGGUUCUUUACACACUGUACAGCGACUGGAACUCAUGUACAAGCUAAAAGUGCAUAAGGGUUGUGUUAAUACGUUAAGUUUCAACCAAAGAGGCAAUCUGCUGGCCAGCGGCUCUGACGAUUUAAUGGUAGUCAUUUGGAACUGGGCUCUUGGGAAAAAGCAGCAUUCGUUCAAAACAGGCCACAGAAGUAAUGUUUUUCAGGCAUCAUGGUUGCCUUUGCCAGUGGAACAUUUGAUGGUAACUUGUGCACGUGAUGGGCAAGUCAGAUUGGCAGAUCUGCAUAGGCCGGCCACAGAUUAUACCCGUCGUCUAGCGAUUCAUGAUGGUCCAGCUACUAAGCUUUCAAUCCAUCCAGAUCUACCGCAUGUUAUACUUUCUGUUAGCGAAGAUGCUGCGGUAUUCUUAAUCGAUAUACGACAGAGCAAACCUACGACACUUCUGACAGUGAAAGAAGGGAAUUCUCAUGUCGCAAUAUACAGCGUCAAUUCAAAUCCACUCAAUAGUAACGAAUUUUGCUUGGGUGGACGGGACCAAUAUGUCAGAAUAUAUGACAAGCGAAAAGCUUCAUCACCAUUACAUAAGAUGUGUCCAAAACAUUUACAAACCAACAAACAUCAUGCCCAUGUUACAUGCGCCAAGUACAAUUACAAUGGAUCAGAAAUUGUAGGAUCUUAUAACGAUGAAGAUAUUUACUUAUUCGACACUCUUCUCCCAUCACCAAUCGGUGAUUUCGCACACAGGUAUCAGGGUCAUCGAAACAAUGCAACAGUGAAGGGAGUGAAUUUCUUUGGACCUAAGAGCGAGUUUGUUAUCUCGGGAUCAGAUUGUGGUAAUAUUUAUGUCUGGGAAAAAAAUACCGAAGCAAUCGUGCAGUGGAUGGCUGGGGAUGAAUGUGGUGUGGUAAAUCGGCUUGAGCCGCACCCACAUAUUCCAGUAUUGGCCACCAGUGGAUUAGAUUAUGACGUAAAGGUGUGGGUUCCAUCGUGUGAGGAGCCACCGUCAAUGAAAAAUUUGGAAACAUGUGUCAGGCAAAACAUGAAAAGCAGAGAGAGAGACGUAUCGCGUGAGCCUGAUGCAUUUGAUGGGCAAUUAUUAUGGUUUCUGUGGAGACAAGGCACAGAAACGGAAGAGUUAAGACAGAGGCGUAUUCGUAAUUUUGGUCGAUGGGCCGGCAAUGGGGGAAAUCGUGAUGACAUAGACUCAUCCAGUGAUGACUCCUCAAAUCACAGCAAUAGCCCAUCGGAAGAUGAAAGUGAUGGACGACCUCAGUGUUCUCCAUCUUAAGCGAAAUAUGGUGAGUCUGCACAGUAUGACGCAAUGGAGUCGUUAUUAUUACCUACUGAUUUAGUGGGCACAUUGUAAAAGCUGGAAUGGUAGCAAAAAUUCCAUCCAUUUCCACAUAUUUAUAUGUGAAAUAUGAUGGAAAUACUUUGUAAACUUUUAUACAAGUACCGGAUAUCUUGUAAAUAAUGUAAAAAGUUCCUCAUGCCUGCGAUGGGAGGAGCUUAUUGUCUUUGUGUGUUUACAAACCAGAUACUUGAAAUCUGGGUUCUCAUAAGUUAAAAAUAUGAACAAUUUAAAUACGUGCCAACAUUGGUUUUUUUUUUUUUUUUUUUUUUUUUUUUUCUU